AUGGUCGUACCAACGCGUCCACCGGCAAAUCGCUUUGUCGCCUCAAUGAGAAAGCUUUACAACCCCCUUGGGUUCUCCAAGGGUUACAAUUUUGUUCUUUUCUUCAUCUUCUCUGGUGCCCUCAUGGGAUUCACCCUCGCCCGUUUGCAGUACCUCAGCUUCGACGCGUUUUGCAAAGGCGCGGCUCCCGGAGAAUGCUUCUACUACCAAAAGGGCCAUGAGAAGGCCGGCAUCAUCAUCCACCUUGCCGGGAUCCUCCCGGCCGGCUUCCUGGCAUGCUUCCAGUUCGUGCCCGUGAUCCGCCACAAAGCCAUCUUAUUCCAUCGCCUCAACGGCUAUAUCAUUCUGUUGUUGUCUCUCGUCGGGACAGCCGGUGCUUUCAUGAUUGCACGCCAUGCAUUUGGCGGUGGUCUCGACGUUCAAGCUGUCGUUGGGCUCGUGGGCAUUAUGUUUGUGGUGUCUCUCGUGUUGGCAUAUGUCAACAUUAAGAGGCUUCAGAUUGAGCAGCACCGAGCCUGGAUGCUGCGAGCUUGGUUCUACGCCGGUUCCAUCAUUACCCUUCGUCUCAUCCAGGCCACCAGUGCGGCUAUCGUCAGCAAAAGGGGUACCUACUAUGCCGCACGCCCAUGUGGUCAAGUUGCUUAUAUGAUCGACGACUUAAACCGAACACUCGAAUUGUACCCUGAUUGCUCAGCUUAUUUCUCCGGGGCCAACCCCUCUCAGCAUACGAUUGUCCAUGCGGAUUUUCUGACGGCAACAUCUGCUGCUGAGGCCGGAGCAGCUGUUAGCCUUCCAUUUGGAAUGGCCUUCUGGCUAGCAGUAUCGCUUCACGCCAUUGGUGUCGAAAUAUAUUUGAGACUCACACCGGCAGAGGCUGAACGACUACGUAACGUCUCCUACAAGAGACAGUUAGAAGCCGGCAUGAGCCCCGCAGGAAGAGCUGGACUGACGGCUGACCGCCUUGGCGAUUCCGCGGAAUGGAAGCCCAAGCUUGAGUCGCCCCAAGACAGUUCCGCUUCGUUGGUAUCACAUUGA
Colletotrichum graminicola M1.001 is the source of this 1035-nucleotide messenger RNA. RefSeq lists its product as uncharacterized. The transcript is spliced from 3 exons. The record is from RefSeq and is a predicted model, not a curated record. NCBI's taxonomy places the organism in Eukaryota, Fungi, Ascomycota, Sordariomycetes, Glomerellales, Glomerellaceae. The coding region runs from base 1 to 1035 and encodes 344 amino acids.